Molecule: messenger RNA, 5884 nt
Organism: Scatophagus argus
Lineage: Eukaryota; Metazoa; Chordata; Actinopteri; Scatophagidae
Product: zinc finger and BTB domain-containing protein 5
Exons: 4
Coding region: 479-2683 (734 amino acids)
Biological process (GO): regulation of transcription by RNA polymerase II
Cellular component (GO): nucleus
Molecular function (GO): RNA polymerase II cis-regulatory region sequence-specific DNA binding; DNA-binding transcription factor activity, RNA polymerase II-specific; protein binding
Source: RefSeq, a predicted model, not a curated record
UAUUACUUGCUCACCACGUUAAUCUCAUCGUCAUAAAACAGAAUGCUGUGUUUGUGCCAAUUUAACAGCUUAUCAACUAAAGGGUCCUGUGUUAGUCAGUCUUGCUAGCUAACUAUCUUAAUACCUAUGAAAGGUUUUCACAAUGCAGAGUACAGUCCGCGGCUGUUCUUUGUAGCUACUUGGCUAUCAGUGCCGUUUAACCUUAAACGCCAGUCAAUAGAUAGACCAGCUUGAGUAAAAAAUAUUUCAUAGUAUAUUGUAAUAGCACGGAAAACUGAAAACAUUGCUCGUCGUGCACACUGAUUCAUAAUUACACUGGAAGUUUUGGAGGCCCUCCUCAUCUGUAGGGUCACAAAAUAAAUGUCCACUACAGUUUUUGCUUAUAUGACCUCAUCAUCAUCAUCAUCAUCAUCCUAGUCUGUGGAUAUAUCUGUGCAAUGUCAGAAAAUGUCGUUGACCUGCGUCUGUCUCUGGGGUCAUGGAUUUCCCGGGCCACUUUGAACAGAUCUUCCAGCAGCUCAACUAUCAGCGUGUCCACGGUCAGCUGUGGGACUGUGUCAUUGUAGUGGGCAGCAGACACUUCAAAGCCCACCGCUCGGUGCUGGCAGCUUGCAGCACCCACUUCAGAGCCCUGUUUACUGUUGCAGAGGGAGAUGCAAGCAUGAAUAUGAUCCAGCUGGACAGCGAGGUGGUGACCGCUGAAGCUUUUGCUGCUCUGGUGGACAUGAUGUACACCUCUACACUGAUGCUGGGGGAGAGCAACGUCAUGGAUAUUCUCCUUGCAGCCUCACAUCUGCACCUCAACAAUGUGGUCAAAGCCUGCAAGCACUACCUGACCACGCGCACACUGCCCAUGUCCCCCUCAUCUGACAGACCCAACCAUCACCACCGUCAGCAGGAGCAGCAGAGGCACAGGCAGCAGCAAGUAGCAGAUUUAUCAGUAAAUCCUACUCUAGCGGCUAAUGCUAACCUCACAGAAAAUGCUGCCACAUCAAAGUUGCAGCGCUCCUUCCUCCUGCAGCAGCUGGGCCUUAGCUUGGUGAGCUCUGCUUUGGGUGGAAUGGAGGAGGAGGGUGCUGGAAAUGUAGUCAGCAGGGGAGUCGUUGAACAGAGAGCCUCCUUUCCAAUCCGACGCUUCCACAAACGCAAGCCUUCAAUGGCCCUGUCAGAGGAGAGAGCCAGGCAGAGGCAGCGUCCCUCCGCCCCAAACCUGGGGAUGUUAGGAGAAGGUGGGGUGAGCGCAGAGCGAGGGGAAGGAGCACUACUCUCCCCUGACUCCCACAAGAUGGGGGAUGAAUCCAAAUUGGACGGCACAAUCACUGGCCAAGUAGGGGUGUCUCAAGAUGAUCCUCAGAUGCCCAGCCAGUCGGACAGUGGACAUUGUGGGGGGGGUGACUUGGGGAGAAUGCAGGGAGGGGUGAGCAAGAAGGAGGACAUGGAAGACCAGGAGCAACAUGACAACAGAGCAGCGGUGAAGAUCAAAUCAGGGACAGAGGAGGAGGAGGCCGAAGAGCAGAAGGUGGUGGUUAAACAAGAGCCGUUAAGCUCCCCAGAGCCAACUGAUGAAAUCAGUGACGUGACAUCGCAGGCUGAAGGCAGCGACCCAGCUGAGCCUGGAGGCCAAGAGGAGGAAGAGAAGGCGGAGCUGAGCCCAGAGAGCAGCGACCGCAGCUUCACCUCUGAACCCCAACCCAGUUCUGACUCUCUGCUGCAGCCCAGCUCACAGCUUCUCCUCAAGAGCAGCAUGGGAGGAGGUGCUGGAGGAGGAGGAGGUUUUGGGUGUAAUAACGGACUGAGUAGCAAACCUGGUUUUAGUAUUUCUAGCUUCCUCGGCCCUAAGGAUUUUGGAGGUGGUGGGACAGGCUUGGUUGCUGGAGAGGAUGACCUCCCCAACACAACAACUGGCGAUACAGUAGCACAUCACUUCCUGCUUAGACAGGAAGCUGCUGGGCCAUCUGGCUCCACCUCUUCCUCCCUUCUGCAGUCAGGUCCGCUUGGUGAGGGUCACAAUAGUUUUGGUGACAGCUUACAAGCCGAUUCUCUAUUCCUCCGCCCUCUUCAUGAUGGUCUGGAGAACCCUAGAGAAAAUACAGGAAGUGGUAGUGCAGGGCGUGUAGGAGUUUAUCCCUUUGGUUUAGACUUUCAGCGCUCUAGUUUGGGCCUUCAUUCCCUAGGGCGACCCUCACGAGGGGCUGGGGAAGCGUCUGCUACUCUGGGCUUUCCAGCUUAUAGACGUAUCGCUCCAAAGAUGGCCACCGGCAUGGGAGGAGAUGAAGGAGUAAACAGUGUUCUCCAGGAUGCCGCCUCAUCCUCCUCAAGUUUGGCAAGUCCUCUUCUUCUAAACAAGUGUGGCGAGUAUGAGAUGAACAGUGGCAGGCCCACCUCCCUGCCCCCUCAGCUGACCCGAGCUUCAGCCGAUGUCCUGUCCAAGUGCAAGAAGGCUUUGUCGGAGCAUAACGUGUUGGUGGUCGAGGGAGCCCGCAAGUACGCUUGUAAAAUCUGCUGCAAAACCUUCCUCACCCUGACUGACUGCAAGAAACACAUCCGAGUCCACACAGGAGAAAAACCCUACGCAUGUCUCAAGUGUGGGAAGCGCUUCAGCCAGUCCUCCCACCUAUACAAGCAUUCCAAGACGACCUGUCUGCGCUGGCAGAACAGUAACAUGCCCAGUGCCCUGCUGUAGGACUGCAGUUGAAUACGUUAGGAAUCAGUGAUGGGUGGAAUUUAAAGUCCCAACAAUGUUUAGAUUUUUCUAAAGCUGAGACAGACAUUCUGUCCAAAUCAACUAGUCCUGAUCACAGACCAAAGGCAGGGAUGAUAAAUCCACGCAAUCAAGUUGGUAAAAGUUGUUGAAAGAUGACGGGGGUGCAGGACAUGCAAAGUGCCGCAUUUAAUGCUAUGGGUUAAUCGUAGGUCUACACUGGGCUUGAUUUUUAAGCAGCCAUACUGUUGGCUGUAUUUCUAAAGUGAACCAUGUGGAUCUGCUUUCUAGAUGAAUUUUUUUGUUGAAACGAUCCUUUAAUGCUGAACAUCUGUCAUUUGUGGUGCACUUUCUAAAGCAAAUUUGAAUCUGUUAUUCUAACACUCAUCUCGAGUGUGUGCAGAUCACAGGCAGCUGUGCAGCACCAACAUUAAGAACAAAUGGUAUGUAAAAUAGUGUGUAGAUUUUUCAUUGCACAUUCGUAAAACAUGUAGCAGCAUCCCACAUCAGACUGUUGAGUCACAGUUACACUGUGCACAUUGAUUGUGCCUACGUCUGUGCGAGGGCGUUCGUGUAGACUGUGGAUCGACUGAUUCAGAUUCACUUUGGGUGCCAGAUGUGAUGUCUGUAAGAACCGGUGAUUCUUUCUCUACUGUUCAAGAAGGUAGAAAGAUUCAGAUUCAGUCCUGUGAUGCUGAAUUCUGUAGCUUUUUGUAGUUCAGCCAAUAGAUAGCAUGACAGGAGUCUAGUGUUGUAUUGUUUUUUUUUACCCUGUAGCUGGUAUGCUGUGUAAAUGUUAUCAAAUGGACAAGAACUAUAAAUGUUAUUCUGAGAUUAAAUUUGAAGCGAGCGACAUUGUCGACCAGUAGAGUAGUCACCCAAAAUAACUGAGCUAUUUGACUGCUGUAGUUGCCUUUCAGACCCAAGCACCUUUAAAUUACAAUCACAGGAAAUGUUCCUGAGCUCAUUUAACGUUAAGGAUAUGUAUGGUGGCUGGCAUGAUAUUUCAAUUUGCACUGAGGAAUAAAUGUCUCGCUUUGUCGAAUCUGUUGGGUCCAGUGUUGAGCUUAUCGAAUACCAGUUUUGGUGAAAUGGGAAACUGUGAUUUGAGCUAAUCACUUUUGCCAUAAUUUGUGCUUGACAGUCAGAGUUGGUUAUUUUAAAAUUAAGCUCUGUUGUUUCAGGGGAGUGAAAGUAAUGAUAGCAGCAAGGGAGAGAAUAGUGUCAGCUUGCACCAUCUUUGUAUUGGAAGCAGCAAAAUAAAUCUGCAUCCACUUGGCCUUGUAUUUUGUUUUCAGAAAACUAAAACUGACAAAACAUUGUAUUAUAAUUACAUUUUAAUACCUAGAUAACAGCUACACAGGAAAAUGCGCUCUAAAUGCACCUUAUUUUGUGUGAUGGUGUGUAGAACUGUUGAAAGUUUGUUGGGAUUUUCAUCUGUGUACGAUAUGGCACUAAGUGACUUUUGGCCCUUACUAAUAAAUGACCCGAAGUGACCACAGGAAGUUCAGCUGUGGCCGACAAGUUUAUCGACCGUCCACACAUCAGCCAAGAUUCUCUGGUCGCUGGUGAUCUUGUGUGUACAGUUUGUGUGUUUAUGUAAAAAGGCAUUGAAGUUAGCCAAAAGGCAGAGUCAUAAAUAUUGCACAUUUGUGGUUGGUUUCACCAUUUUUAUCUCUCCUGGAGGAGAGACAAAACAACUCAUGAAAAACAAAAUGUGUAUAAGUUGCUGCUGUACUUGAGUGCUUUAUACAUGUUUCUUUAUACAUCUGAUGUGUUGCAAAAGCACUUAGACAAAACGUUCUUUUUCAUAAAUAUGUUUACUGGAAUGUUGAACUAUGAAAACGUCCUUCCCUUACACUAUCGUCAGGAUGAGUUUGCAAGCUGAGGGUUGUAACAUGUUGAUGGCAACCAUAAUAAUCAUUUCCACAGUUUGUGAAAUGCAAAUACACAUGGGGAGAAAUUAUCAGUGUUUUAUAAGGUCUUCUGUCAUUUUGAAUAUUAAUUUCAGGAGUUAUUGUUUUUUUUAUAUAUAUAUGUAACUGUUUUAAUGUCUACCUGUAACUUGUUAAAUGCUGUCAUACAGUAUAUUGUAAUUGUAAUGACAGUGAUGUUUCAGUUAAGAUUAAAAAAAAUAAUAAUAAUGACACAGACAUGCUGAGAAGAAAUCUAAAUUUGCAUCUCAUAGAAAAAAAAAAGGACUUUUACAUCAACCCAGUUUUGGAUGCUUGGCCUCCUGCGGGUUGUAACUAAGAGCAGCUUCAUUUGGUGGACAGUUGGUCAGUGUUCAUGCAGUGUUGUAGAGUUAUGCUAUAGUGAACCAAAAUGGAAAAAAUAACACUUUUAAAUACGUUUACCUUUUUGUAUGCUUAAUUGCUUGCUGUAUUGUGUCGCCUACACUGUCAAUUAGCAACACAUGGCUUCAGUUUCUAGUUGGCACCUUAUUGUACUGUAGAGUCAUCACACUGUUAGCCUGUACGCAAUUUUAUUUGAAACAUAUUUAAUGGAUAAUAUGGAUAGUCUUGACCUUUUACUUCAGAGGAAUAAUUGCCUUUUGGGAUAUUCACCCUGUAACAUAAGCUAAGCUCUUCACCCUGUAAUUUUUGACACUAUGGACUAUGGAUGGCGAAGUCCUUAAGGCAGGCCACAGAAUUUGAAAUGGUCUUGAUUCUGUUGUCUGUUCCUGCGUGCUCCCAACUCACAUUCAGCCUCCUCUGCUUUCUGGAAAGAGGAAGGAGGUACAUCCUCUGGAGAUAGACCGAGCUGUAGAGGCCUUGAUGCAAAGGAGAGAUGUAGCCCUCCAAAACAGCCUCCGUGUCUCACGCAGUGGCCUGUUAAGGAUCAUUAUGGUGCUGUCUACUAAAGCUGUUGCAUAAAUUAAUGUGAUAGUCAAUCUCUGAAAAAUGCACUGAUCGUAUUGCCCCUGUAAGAAUAUGCCAACAUGUCAAAAUAUAUGAAAGGCUUAAACUGAUUAUGAAAGUCACUGCCUUAUGCCUUCUAGCUUGAAAAGCUGGACUUUUGUCGAUAUGCCAAAUCUGAAGUAUUUCUGGUUUUUUUUCUUUACUCUAACAUAGUGUAACCAUGAAAGGACUAAAUGUUUGUCUCUUGUUGAAGGCUAUGAAGAUUGUAUAGUAUGUUCAGUUGAUGUAUAGAUUGAAUAAAAAAAACAAUGAAAUUCAGUUU